AUGUCAUUGGCCGCUUACAGACACCUCCUGCGCUCUGCGCGCAUCGCCUUCCAAGGCGACGUCCACGUCCUCUCAGCCGCCCAGAACCAGAUCCGACAGACGUUCAACGAGAACCGCGGCCUGGACUCUUCCGGCAUCCAGGCUGCGAUCCGACAUGCCGAGGACGUGGCCACGAUCCUGCGCCAAAACGUGGUGCAGGGACAGAAGAUUGAGAGCAACGGUGACAACCACACUUUCAAGCUCCGGAUACACGAACACACCGAACGAGGCGACAACGACAGCAUAUUAACGGCAGGCAGCGGCAAACAGAGCGGUGGUGGCUGUGGCUGCAAAUGA
Trichoderma asperellum CBS 433.97 is the source of this 336-nucleotide messenger RNA. It is a transcript of the gene MZM1, whose product is annotated as Mitochondrial zinc maintenance protein 1, mitochondrial. Gene Ontology annotation, biological process: mitochondrial respiratory chain complex III assembly. Gene Ontology annotation, cellular component: mitochondrial matrix. The record is from RefSeq and is a predicted model, not a curated record. NCBI's taxonomy places the organism in Eukaryota, Fungi, Ascomycota, Sordariomycetes, Hypocreales, Hypocreaceae. Gene Ontology annotation, molecular function: protein folding chaperone.